GGAGGUAGAAUCUGAGAACCACUGUGGAUCUAGCCGUCAGCUCGUGUGAGAAGAUGUAGGAGACUGUAGUGAGAAGGUGACCGCAGUGAUGAACGCAACAGCAGCGCCUGUCCUCCAGGGGCUCUGGGAGUGUGUGAGAGUUGGACAGUACAGGAUCUUACACUCUCCUUACCUGCCCGCGUCCUGCGCCUUCCUGACGCACGUCCUCUUUUGCGCACCGUUCCUGGCGCUGGACGCGCUGGGCAGCGUCUGUCAGCGGGUCCGCUCCUGGAGGAUCGCCUCGGGUUCGGGUCCUCCGCCGUCCCUCUGGCGCUGGUUUGAGUGUUUUUGGAGGGUUUUGUACAAAUACGUGACCGUCGUCCUGCCCGCCACAGCGCUCUUCCAGAGCAUGCGGAGCAACACUUUUCCAGAGCUGGCUCCGUCCUGUUGGCAGCUCUUUGUGGAAGUUUUGGCUUGCUUUCUACUGUUUGACAUGUUCUACUUUAUGUGGCACUACUGCAUGCACAGGGUUCCCUGGUUGUACCGCAGCAUCCACCAGAUGCACCACCAGCACCGCGUUCCCUUCGCCCUGGUGGCGCAGGACUCCAGUUCGGCUGAGCUGCUGUCGCUGCUGCUGCUGGCUCUGAGCACCGUCUCUAUAGUGGGCUGCCAUCCUCUCAGCGAAGUCCUCUUCCAUCUCCUUAACAGCUGGCUGGCGGUGGAGGACCACUGUGGCUACAACCUGCCCUGGGCUCUGCACAGACUGCUGCCCUGUCUGGGAGGAGCCCCCUUCCACCAGGCCCACCAUAGCCUGCAAGGUGGCAACUACGCCCCCUACUUCACCCACUGGGACAAGCUCUUUGGCACAUACCGGGCAUCAGUGCCGCAUUAAUGUCCGGAAUAACAAUACUGUUGCACACUUGCAAGUGCUGUCAAGAUCCAGUGAAGGAUAUUUUCUGCAGUGUCUGACUGUUUCUAAUCAGCUUUUCAUUUCAUGAAGUACAUGUGAACUCACUUUUUAAAGCAAACCAGCAAAUGACAUUUCAUUCACAUAUCCUGCAGUAUGAAGACAGUUUGACAUCUGUGGCCACAAAAUGACUGAAAUCUGAAGAAUUUCAUUAAGGAACUACAUGCUGUAUGGUUUAAUGUCUUAAAUUCACAAAGUCCAUGGACAGACGUCAUGCUCACGUACAGUAUUUACAACGUAGUUCCUGUGGUUCUCUUGAGUUGGAAGCUUAGGCGCACAAUUUAUGCCAGAGCAAGUGAAUGCAGCUCGAUAGGAGUCAACAUCAAGACAAUGAACAAUUGCCUGAACUAAUGUAUAACUGAUGUGCCCUCUUAACAUGGGUGUGGAUAGAUUUACAUGCUCUCAAAGUGCCUUUGUGGGCGUAAAGCAGCUGAUAUUGUGUGCACGUAGCAGAUUUAUUUUGAUCGUAUUUGCAGUUAAAGGAAAAGUUUGGCAUUUUGGGAAAGUACACUUUUCACUUUCUUGCAGGGAGACGAUUGACACUGUGGACAUGUGAUCAAUACAUAUGAAGCUACUGAGAGCAGGAGUCCAACUUGAAUGAAGGAUGCCAAAUUAUUCCUUUAACAUUACACUAAUUCUUUGAUAUCGGUCUGUCAUUAGGUGUGAAGAGUCUAGACAGCUCAGCACUUAGUUCAUACAAAAUACAGACAUUCCAGUAGAAGCACCUGUAAUUCAAGAAUAAUGUAUAUUAGAAACAUGCUCUACAGUUUGCAACACAUUUUCUGUUUAUUUCAAUGCUAUGUUUGGCCAUUCGUUAAAAGUUUUACAGAUACAGGACUUGACUGGUAUGAGAAAGUAUAUAAAGGCGGAACACAGACCUGGUGUUUGGUUGUUUGCCUCGGGUUCAGGUUUCUGCUGAGCUGCUUUGGUUCGUGAUUUGUAUCAGCUGUCUGUCCUCUGCAAACUGGUCCCACUAGGUUUCGAGUAAUCGAAGCCACAUGUUUUAAGAGAUGAGACACCUUUCCAUCAGUUUUUGCAGUUGUAGUCUUUCUAUUUGUUUUUGUUUUUUUUACCGCAGAGAUCUCAUCAACAGCCAUAAAAUCUAGUAUCAACAACAUUGUUUAGGUUUAUUUUCUGUGGAACUCUGCUAGGAUCAUAUACCAGAGGAUUUGCAACUACCUCUCCUGUUGAGGAAGGGUAACAAAGAGCAUGAAAUUGCUCAAGCUUCCUGCACUACAUCAGUGUCAAGUCAAGUCGAGCCAAUUUAUAUAGCCCCAUAUCACGAAUCGCAUAUUUGCCUCAAGGGGCUACAGAAAAAUAUCGUAGUUAUGCAAUAGAGGUUGUGUGUAAAGAAAGCAACAGCAGAUUUAGUGCUGACAGCCAGAACGACAAAAUUACAGCUUGCAAAUGUGUACCGAUCUGGCACAAGGUUAAAACAAACUUGCUUAAACUUGUCUAGGUCCUCUUUGUGCUGCCAGAACAGCUCUUACCCGUCGCAUGGACACUGGGCUUUUGGAGGUGUUCUUUGGUGUUUGGCACAGAGACGUUGACCUUUGUGUCCUGUGGGUUUUGGGGUUGGGUCCCAGUGGAGCGGGUUUGUUCCGACACAUCUUUGAUCUAAUUUAAAUCUGGAAAGUUUGGAUUAGAGGUCUGUGCCCUGGAGUUUUUCCUUAAACUUUUUCUGAGCAGUUUUGUGGGAAGCUGCAGCCUCUGUGACAAAGAAGCCACGACAUGGAUGUUAGGAGAACAUAGCAUUGAAUACAGAUAAUCAGUGUUUUUAACUUUACCUGUCAGCGGUUUUGAUGUUGUGACCGAUCAGUGUACAGGAAGACUACGGUCCAGGAUUAUGUCAGAUGUCGGCAAACAGACAACACGUGAGCCACAUGACCUCCUCACUGCCAUGGAAAGCAUAAAGUUACACAUACACACCCAAGGCAAAACUCGAGCAUUCCAUCCACAUGUCCAGGAGAGGGAGACGAACACAAAGAAGGGAGAGAGAUGAAGACAGAGAAGAGGAAAUCUGUUGAAUCUGUUGGAGAGAAAUCCCGUUUUGGAUCCAAAACAUUGAGAGUAAAGCACAGCCCAAGGGCAAAGAGAAAGAAAGUUUCCAGGACAGCUGAUGAUCCAGGAUUAGAAGCCUGAGUGAAAAGACAGGAGCAGGAGAGAGAGUUGCACAACUUGGACACUCAUGUGCUUGAGAAACACAAGAGAAACUUAAAGACUCAACAGGGAGCCAAAUACAAUCACUUCAGAGUGAUAACAAGUUUGUAUUUCAUUGCUUUACAUAAGCAGGAUUCUCUGCUUGAACAUCAUUUUGCAACACUGUAGUUAGGUUUUUCUCACAGGCAGCUGUCUACCUAUUAAUGGUGAUUAAAAUCUAUUUUUGAGAGUU
Messenger RNA from Stegastes partitus (bicolor damselfish), 3338 nucleotides. RefSeq names its product cholesterol 25-hydroxylase like 3 (gene ch25hl3). Gene Ontology annotation, molecular function: oxidoreductase activity; iron ion binding. The transcript has 2 exons. Gene Ontology annotation, biological process: lipid biosynthetic process. The record is from RefSeq and is a predicted model, not a curated record. NCBI's taxonomy places the organism in Eukaryota, Metazoa, Chordata, Actinopteri, Pomacentridae. The coding region runs from base 89 to 871 and encodes 260 amino acids.